GCAGCCCAGCCGGACCCCGAGAGCGUGUUCCGCUGCCCAGCCGGCGACGUCCCUACCACCCCGCUCCCUCGACUUUCAAGAAUCCGAGUUUGUAGGCCCUUUAAAGGAUCCCAGUUGCCCUUCGCCCGGUCCUGAGGAACGGAAGUGGGGGUUCUGGACUCCGGUCCCAGACGGUGGGGAAUCGGGAUGGCUUCCGUGCGGAUCCGAGAGGCCAAGGAGGGAGACUGUGGAAAUAUCCUGAGGCUGAUUCGGGAACUAGCUGAAUACGAGAAACUCUCGGAUCAGGUGAAGAUCACUGAAGAAGCCCUGAGAGCAGAUGGCUUUGGAGAGAAUCCUUUCUAUCACUGUUUGGUAGCAGAAAUUCUUCCCGCCCCCGGGCAGCCACAGGGGCCCUGUGUGGUGGGCUAUGGACUAUAUUAUUUCAUCUACAGCACGUGGACGGGACGCAACGUUUAUCUGGAAGACAUCUAUGUGAAGCCGGAGUAUCGGGGUCAGGGGAUUGGUUCCAAAAUCAUCAGAAAGGUGGCCGAGGUGGCCCUGGAUAAGGGCUGCUCCCAGUUCCGCUUGGCAGUCCUGGACUGGAACAAGAGGGCCAUGGACUUGUACAAGGCCCUAGGAGCCCAAGAUCUGACUGAAGCUGAGGGCUGGCACUCCUUUCGCUUUGAAAGGGAGGCCAUGAGGGAGUUGGCAGGAAAGUGACGCCAUUCCUUGGGGAUCUUUCUCUAUUUGAGCUUCUCCUUCCCCACCAGCUCAAGCACUCCUCAGAGAUUGUUUCCACUGACCAAGGCCUCCCUGAAGAAAGGAGGGUUGGGGUGAAUAUUGCCGAAGUAAGAAAAAAGCAAAAUUAGAGAGGCCCUUCUACCUCCUUGUUGAGGGUGAAAAAUAAAUGAGAAUCACUAUA
Messenger RNA from Equus quagga, 901 nucleotides. RefSeq names its product spermidine/spermine N1-acetyltransferase family member 2 (gene SAT2). The record is from RefSeq and is a predicted model, not a curated record. The transcript is spliced from 6 exons. The coding region runs from base 187 to 699 and encodes 170 amino acids. Lineage: Eukaryota; Metazoa; Chordata; Mammalia; Perissodactyla; Equidae. Gene Ontology annotation, molecular function: N-acetyltransferase activity.